AUGUUGGGGGGGAUUGGAUUCCCAACAACCCCUCAAACCCAUGCAAUUCGGCAUGCCAAGCAAACUCGUCUUCCAUUGGCUAUCCAAUUUGAAAACCUUCAACUAUGCCGGUGCUUUCCUUGCAAUGCACUUAUUCCAGUUGAAAAAUUGGAGGAAAGUGGUGAACAAAAAGAUUCGCUAUCAGAUAUUGUGAAACUGAUAAAGGAGCAAUCAUUUCAAGGGGCCUCAAUGGAUGUUGAGGAUAAUCUCUUAGUAAUGGAGAGAUUACAGAAUCACUUCUUGGAAUUGGAUGAGUCUGUAGGUCCUCUUACCAUUUGUUUAAAGAAGCUCUUUAUUGAAACUAGUCGAGAGGCUGGCUUGAGAAAUGUGAUAAAUCCAACAUCCUUUUUUGGGUGUGUUUGUGCCAAGGCUUCCCAAUUUAGGGGGUAUCAACAGCAUGACAGUCAUGAGCUGCUUCGUUGUUUACUCGAUGGGUUGUGUACUGAAGAGUUGAGUGCAAGAAAACAGACUAUUUCUCUGGAAAAUGGGAUUCCCUCAAAUCUGGGUCCUACUUUUAUUGAUGGCAUCUUUGGGGGCCAACUAUCCAGUAUUGUUUCUUGUUUGGAAUGCGGGCACUCUUUAACAGUGUUUGGGCCAUGUCUAGAUCUCUCACUUCCAGUUCCAACUAAGAAACCACCAUCUAAAAGGGCCCAACCUAUUUCUCGAGCCAAGAAACCAAAGCUGCCUCCAAAACGACGUGGAAGGAUUCGUCCAAAGCUUAAAAGGGAUGAAGAUUCUGCAGCAUCUGAAAGUGUUUCAGUUUCGUCAGCUGGUGGUUCAUCUUCUUGCCAAGUAGAAUCUGCUGUGCCUGUCGAAGAAAAAGUAGGAGAUGCUUUGGUCGAUUCUACACUGUUUGAAUCCGUUGGCCCUGGUACAGUGGUAGAUAAAAAGAGUUCAGUUUCAUCAAAUCUCUUGACUGCUGAAGAGUUUGAAAAGAAUACAUUCCUCAAGAAUGUCAUGGAUAAAAUAGAGGCAUCAGUUGACAAUUUAGCGAAGGAUGAAAUCAAGGAAAAGCUGUAG
Camellia sinensis is the source of this 1059-nucleotide messenger RNA. The record is from RefSeq and is a predicted model, not a curated record. NCBI's taxonomy places the organism in Eukaryota, Viridiplantae, Streptophyta, Magnoliopsida, Ericales, Theaceae.